This is a messenger RNA of Zootermopsis nevadensis, 700 nucleotides long. RefSeq names its product general transcription factor IIA subunit 2 (gene TfIIA-S). Lineage: Eukaryota; Metazoa; Arthropoda; Insecta; Blattodea; Termopsidae. Gene Ontology annotation, cellular component: transcription factor TFIIA complex. The record is from RefSeq and is a predicted model, not a curated record. Gene Ontology annotation, biological process: transcription initiation at RNA polymerase II promoter.
CAAAAGUGGCCGACUGGGAGACUCGAUUGUUUCUAUGCUGUUAUUCCUUGUCGUCACGCUUUGCUUUUUCGUGGGGGGGGAGGGGGACCCUUGGUGUCGGUAGGUCUAAACAUAUACAGUGUAUUGUCUCAUAUUUCUAGUUUAGCGAUACAACAUGUCCUAUCAAUUAUAUAGAAAUACUACAUUGGGUAAUACUUUGCAGGAAAGCCUUGAUGAAUUAAUCCAGUAUGGUCAGAUCACACCACAGCUUGCUAUCAAAGUUCUUCUGCAGUUUGAUAAAUCAAUCAACACAGCUCUGGCAACAAGGGUGAAGUCCAGACUCACAUUUAAGGCUGGAAAGUUGAACACCUACCGUUUCUGUGACAAUGUGUGGACCUUCAUGUUGAAUGAUGUUGAGUUCCGAGAGGUGCAUGAGGUGGCUAAGGUGGACAAAGUGAAGAUUGUGGCAUGUGAUGGAAAGAAUGUCGGUGAAGAAACUGCUCCUUCAAAGCGGUGACUGGCGUCAGAAUUGUACAAGACUAUGUCUUUGUGCAAGUAUACAUUAAUACUGGUUGGUUCUGUAGCACUAAGUCUUGUUUUGAUGCUCUGUUGGGUUCUGGUCUAUUGGCCACCUGGCAAAACUCUGGCCUGUGCCAUUAAUGUUUAUAAUUUUGAGUGUUAUUCUUUUUAAAGAAAUAAAAUACAGUUACUUUGUAGUGUA